Molecule: messenger RNA, 714 nt
Organism: Electrophorus electricus (electric eel)
Lineage: Eukaryota; Metazoa; Chordata; Actinopteri; Gymnotiformes; Gymnotidae
Source: RefSeq, a predicted model, not a curated record
AUGGAGCUGGAGACCGUCCAUCCGUCACACAGCCAGUCGUGCGCACCAGAGUUGGGGAGAGUUGGGUUACGCAGCACUGCCUCAAAACAGUCUACACCCAAACCCCCAGACACCUACACCCAAUCCCCCAGAGACCUACACCCAAACUCCCAGAGACCUGCACCCAAACCCCCAGAGACCUACACCCAACCCCCCAGAGACCUGCACCCAAUCCCCCAGAGACCUGCACCCAACCCCCCAGAGACCUGCACCCAACCCCCCAGAGACCUACAUCCAACCCCCCAGAGACCUACACCCAACCCCCCCAGAGACCUGCAGCCAAACCCCCAGAGACCUGCACCCAACCCCCCCAGAGACCUGCAGCCAAACCCCCAGAGACCUGCACCCAACCCCCCCAGAGACCUACACCCAAUCCCCCAGAGACCUGCACCCAACCCCCCAGAGACCUGCACCCAGCCCCCCAGAGACCUGCACCCAACCCCCCAGAGACCUCCACCCAACCCCCCAGAGACCUGCACCCAGCCCCCCAGAGACCUGCACCCAGCCCCCCAGAGACCUGCACCCAACCCCCCAGAGACCUCCACCCAACCCCCCAGAGACCUGCACCCAACCCCCCAGAGACCUGCACCCAGCCCCCCAGAGACCUACAUCCAAACCACUCCAAAUGCCUGGGAUGCCUUGGCCUUCCGCUCAAGGACUGGGUCUUGGGCCUGA